AUGUUGAGGGUUUGGCAAAACAACUACAACAUCGUUUGGGACUGCAACCAUUACUUUAAGAACUCUUUUUUGAGUGGUAAUACACUUCUUUCUCCAUCCGUCCAUAUCUUGGCAAUUAGUUCAUUGAUAGGGUUGGUGCUCUCAUUCCACCAAAAAUCAGUUAAAUUACAAGAAAAUAAGGAAUUCCUCUGUGCACACCAUGGACCUUGAUUUAAAUCAAGUUGUUGGCUUUAACUUAGAGUUGGAGAAGAUACAAGUAUGUAAAUGAGAAGCCAUUUUGGGAAGCAAAAUGUUGCAUUUCAUGGAGUACAUAUGAUGUGGAUG
Messenger RNA from Lactuca virosa, 324 nucleotides. Lineage: Eukaryota; Viridiplantae; Streptophyta; Magnoliopsida; Asterales; Asteraceae. The record is from the annotation of a GenBank genome assembly.